This is a messenger RNA of Saccostrea cuccullata (small rock oyster), 4583 nucleotides long. RefSeq names its product transcriptional protein SWT1-like. NCBI's taxonomy places the organism in Eukaryota, Metazoa, Mollusca, Bivalvia, Ostreida, Ostreidae. Gene Ontology annotation, molecular function: protein binding. The transcript has 22 exons. The record is from RefSeq and is a predicted model, not a curated record. Bases 100 to 3081 code for a protein of 993 amino acids. Gene Ontology annotation, cellular component: nucleus.
GGUACUGUCUGAGAAAAAAACAUGCAAACCAGAAGCCACCUGCUGGCUGUUGGAGUUUUGCACAACUAGAGUGGAUCAACUUUUUGACAGCUAUGUAAAAUGAGCUAUAAAAAACAUGAAAAACAGGAAUUGCCGAAUGGUUGGGUGGUUAAACAAUCCAAGACUUAUCCAGACAAGGUCUAUUAUUUCAAUACAUUAACGGGAGUGUCUACCUGGGAGGUCCCUGAACUUCUCAAACCUUAUCUAAAAUCAUCAGAGAGCAAGUCAUCAAAUAAACAUGCAAUGGGUGGUAGUAGGAAAGUAGAGACUACAACAGGGCCCAUAUUGCCUCGGUCCAAUUAUCAGGAAGCCCAGUUUUCACCAGCCCAGGACAGUGAUGAGAAUGACAGCUUAGAUCUAGAGCUGUCACAUGAUGGAACAGAUUCUGGUGCUAGUAAUGCCUUUCCUUCAGGAACUUAUAAUUCGGCUAACCUGCAUUCAGGUACUACCACACAAAGUAACUCCUUGGGCAUUGUAAAUCAGCAGGUCAAAUCUAAUCCAGUGUCCGUCCAGCAACAGAAAGAUCAGUGCAAAGUUAAAUCACAACCAGCAUUAGAUAAACCUUUACAUCCUUCAAAUUCAGUACAUCCUAAAUCUGUUCAACAAGAUUCCAGCAAAAUUGUGAAAGGAAAGAGUAGCAGACCUCCUAUUGCCACAAAUGAACAAUCACAGCAUAAUAAGGCACCAACAAAAAAGAUUACCUUUGAUAAAAAUUCUGUUAAUUCUGAGAAUAUUCCACACAAAAAGGUCAUUAAACUUUCAUCACAAAAGGCUUCAUCUGAAAAAAUGACAUUGAAGAGAAGUGCAGAGUCUUUAUCUCAAGAUAAUAAACUUACCAACAAAAGAUUGAAAGCUGAUGGUGUAGAAGAAUGGAAUUUCUGCGAUACCAGAAAAGUUGUGAAAAGAUCUCCUCCUUCAGCUUUUGACACAUGUAAUCUCUCACCAAGAGAAUCAUCUCCAGAUAAUUUACUGCUAAAUGACCCUAAGAAAAGGGAGGAUAUUCAGUCAUGGAUCAAUCAUUUAGAGUCGGAUGACCCUCCAUCAGAUCCUCUGGGUGACUUCCUGGAUCCAACUUUGUAUCAAGGUUCACCAGACUCUGGAACUUUCAGUCUGGAGAAUGACAAUCGUAAAGUGCUGGUUCAGUCACAUGACAGUGGGUUUUUGUCUGUGGGUGAUACAAGUAAUCUCAGCAAUAUCACUCUGACAAUCAAAAAUGAUGGUCCUGUGAAGAAAGCUGUUGUCAAUCCAUGGAAAGGUGUCCAUGAAACUCCUGUUCCCAUCAACCAGAAGCGGCGAGAGGAGAUCAGUAUGGAGAUUGAUGAAGUCCAGCAGGUGCUCUCUAGAGAGGAUGACAGAGAGAUCGAGGAGAUGGAUGUAUCUGAUAUAGUGCUGAAAGAAGUCCGGGAAUCUGUGAAGAAGUAUCCAAGUGAAGUGAUAGGAACACUGACACAAGUUUUCACCUCAGGCCAACCAGGGCAUAUCCACAGUGUAGACCAUGGUUUACACAUAGUUGUUGACACCAAUGUGUUCAUAAGUAACUUGGCUUUUGUACAAGACCUUCGAGACCACUGCUUUGAAAAAUUUGGGCUUCCUAAUCUAGUCAUUCCGUGGGUGGUGAUGCAGGAAUUGGAUGCACUGAAAUCAAACAAGUCAUCUGCUGCCACUAUGUCCAUGAAGAUUGGUAAAUGUGCCAGAGCAGCUGUACACUAUAUCUAUCAAUGUUUCAUGGACAACCAUCAGCGAGUGAUUGGUCAAAGUGCAACACAGGCAUCAGAUGCCUCUAAAGAAUUCCAGGCUGAGUGCAAUGAUGAUAGAAUUCUACAAACCUGCUUGCAGUGUCAAAAAAAACGAAUGAACUCAACUGUGAUACUGUUAAGUAAUGAUAAAAACCUCCUUAGUAAGGCCAGAAUUAAUAAAAUUCCAGCAUUUGACAGUUUUCUAUUAAUGAAUGGAGUAAAAUCUCUUCAACCCCAUUGUCCCAACAAAAUAGGAAAUGAAAAUUACCCAUCAUUGGUCCCCAGUGAAUCCAAACAGAAACCGUCCAAAUCAAAUGCCAUGUCUCCCUCUGUCCCCUCAGAAGACCUCAGUCAGUUGUUAGAUGAGAUGCUCUGCAAAUUGAAAAUGUGGCUGAAGAAUGCUUUGUCCAGUGUCUUAGAAUGUGAAAUGAAAGCAGCAUAUGAUGAUAUUUGGUUAGAGAUUGUGUUCAGGAAGCCACCUUGGACCCUCUCAGACCUACUUGAGUGCUUCAAAAAACACUGGAUCGCAGUAUUUGGACAGAUUUACAGAAGAGAUUUAAGUACAGUAGUGGACAGACUAUUGGCCAGAUUUAAGAUCAAUGCACAUUUCCAUCUGAGUUUAGAGAUUUACCGGUACCUGUUGAAUGACUGUCUAGAAUUGUUGGAGGAAUGUUACAAACACAGAAAAGAUGACACCUCCAUUGGUGAGGCGUUGUCAGGGAUGAAGAAAUGUGAGCAGCUGUGUCAUGACCUCAAGGCUGGGAAUGUCAAUGUCAGCAGUCUGGAGGCUUAUUUGUCUGGGAAGCAAUUAAUGGCUGAUUCAAAGAAUAAGGAAUGUAUGGACAAAAAUAAGAACAGGGUAGAACAUUUAAGUAUAGAAGAUGUAGAAUCUAAACUGACCAACAUAUGGGAUGUUGUUUAUUUCUGUUGUGAGGAUUUUCAGAGGGUGAUUGAUGACAGGAGAAAGAAUGGCAGCACUAAUUCUGAGCAGCUGCAGAAAAUGAUGAUUGUUUUUCAGAAGUUGGUCCCAGCUCUGGAUGGAAUUCGAUAUGAAUAUGAGCAGGCCUUGAGAUUCAGCCCAAAGGAUAUAUUAGAUAAAGCAGCUCUUGUUCAUGGACUCUGUGUUCAGCUGAACAGCUUCUACAUUAGAUUAAAUGUGGAGGCAAAAGAUGGUAAUUUAGAGGUGGCUAAUUUGCAGUCGUUAUUUGGGAUGGAAAGCAAGAGACAAAUGCUUAAAGAUGGACUGGAUCACCUAGACAAAAUGAUCAUGAAGAUUCAUGAACAAGUUAAAAUGAUGCAGGGGUGAAGAGAUUUGUAGAAAAGUGUAUGCUGCCAAACAGCUAAUGUACAUACCUUGUUAGGGAGAAAAAAAAAAACCGUUAAGUCAUGAGUGUGAGAAGGAAGAGAAAAACACUUUGGUCUAUCAGGCCCGUGCUGAAUGAUUUGCAGAUAAUUUCAUAUUGAAUGUUAAAUGUACCAUUAAAAAAAAUCAACUUUCAUAUUCAUGUCUGAGAGGAAGUAUUAACAUUGAUGUAAAUAUGCAGCUGUAUUUGUUUUGAAUGUAUUGUAAAACUGUGCAGUCCUGAUAUGGAGAUAAAAAAUUAUAUUCAAAGCUCAUUAUUCUAUUACUUGUACAUUUAUCUAUUGUUUAAUGUAGGUAUUAUGCAAAAGCUUGAAAUUGAAUCAUUGAUUUUACUGAUUUAACAGCUUUAAUUUCUGUAUCAGUGUGUUCAAGUCCCUUUAUUUAUCCUAUCUCUGAGAAACAAAAUGAGUUACUAACCUAGUUAACGCAGUUUUUUCACAAAAAUGAUUUAAUUUCAGUGUAAUGUAAUUUUCUCUCUUCAACAAAAACAUUGAAGAUAAUUAUGUUUUACUUUGACCAAAUUUGUGAAAUACUUAGUAUAAAAUCAGUGUUGUGAAGAGACCUCUAUCCAAACUUGAAUUAGUACAUGUAUAUAUUUGAUAAUAACCUGAAGGUUGUAGUUGGUUGUACAAGAUUACUCAGCUGUUUUUUUGUGAUAUGUCAACAUUUAUGUAAAUAAAUAAGACACAAAGUACCCUCUGUAGUAGAGGCGAAUUUAUUAUAUCUCAUAAUGAGAUCAACAAAAAUGUUCAUUUAUUUGGUGCUAGAUAGAUUGAAUUCAAGAAAUUUACAUUAGUUCUCUAUUUUCCUAGUCAGUUAGGUGAAAAACAAAGUUGGAACAUUACAGUUUCAUGAUAUUUUAGGUAUUAAUUGUAUAGAUAUUAGAAUUUUAUAAUAAAGACUUACCCAGUAGUAUUCUUUUUGAUGACAGGUUGUUAUUUCUUUUUUUUUCCUAAAAAUCGCUGAAUCUCUUGUGUAAAGAUUUUACAAAGUCUAUAUAUGUAAAGUUACGUGUAUUGGCUUCAUACACUGUGUAAUGGCUUUGCUCCAUGUAUUGAACAUGACUAUCUAUCCAAUUUUAUUUCAAUACCUUUUUUCCCAAUUCAUCAGAGACAAAGAUAUAUGUAGGGAAGGGUAAGAAUUAUUGUUUAAAUGACUGUUUUCCAGAACAGAGAAGAAAUUUAGUACAUUAUAUGGCCAUGUUUAAAUUUAUUUAAAUAAGCAAACAUAUAUCAUGUGAAUGUAGUUUGUUUAUUCAGUGAAGAACCAUUGUUGAUGAACUUGUAGAUUUGAAUAUUUUACUUUGAGUUUAGGUAGAUGUUUAUACUUUUGUUUCAUUUGAGCCAAACUGGCUAAGUACCUAUGCUAUACCCGGUAUUUGUAUUGUUGCAAUCGGCUAGCAAAGCUGUACAUUGUUAAUAAAGUUGUUAAUAUCUCUUAUAAAA